Ilex paraguariensis (yerba mate) is the source of this 2127-nucleotide messenger RNA. The record is from the annotation of a GenBank genome assembly. NCBI's taxonomy places the organism in Eukaryota, Viridiplantae, Streptophyta, Magnoliopsida, Aquifoliales, Aquifoliaceae.
AUGAUUUCGAAGAAAAUCUUCGCUCUUCUUCUGUUUGAAUUUGUGGUUUUGAAUUGCUACACUGAGUUUAGAUCUGUCGCUCAACUUUUGCCUGAAGAAGAAGUACGAGCUCUUGAAACGAUAUCCUCAAAGCUACAGAAUAGAUAUUGGAAUGUAAGCCGAAGUUCUUGCAGCUCGGGUGGUUUGAAUGGGACCAUUGCCGGCGGUUUUAUUAGCAAUGUUACUUGCGAUUGCACAUUUAGCGACAAUUCUGUUUGCCAUGUUACAAGAAUCCUGCUAAAGGAAUUUAAUUUGACCGGAGUUCUGCCAGAAGAAUUCUCAAAUCUUAGUUAUCUGCUAGAAUUAGAUCUUAGCCGCAACUAUAUUAGUGGAUCAAUACCCGCGACUUUUGGUCGGCUUAAUCUCACCACUCUGUCCCUUCUAGGAAACCGCAUCAGCGGUUCGAUUCCCCCGGAAAUAGGUGAUAUUGCUACACUUGAGGAGCUGAUUUUGGAAGACAAUCAGCUUGGAGGAACUCUUCAUCAAAACCUGGGAAGUUUGAGACGCUUGAGAAGACUCCUUCUUUCGGCAAACAAUUUCACAGGAGUGAUACCACCCAGCUUUGGCAAUCUUACAAAUUUAAAAGAUUUUAGGAUAGAUGGGAAUGGAUUAAUGGGGAAGAUACCUGAUUUUAUUGGGAACUGGACAGCAAUUGAAAGACUGGACUUGCAAGGCACAUCAAUGGAGGGACCCAUUCCUGCUACCAUUUCCAGAUUGAAAAAUUUAACUGAGUUGAGGAUAUCAGAUUUGAAUGGAUCAAGCAUGCUUUUCCCUGAUUUACAGGACAUGAAAAACAUGGAAAGACUGAUCCUGAGAAAUUGCUUGAUUGUUGGACCUAUACCGGAAUACAUUUGGACAAUGACUGACCUAAAAACUUUAGACCUGAGCUUCAAUGGGUUGACUGGUCAAAUCCCAGCCACAAUUCAGAGUUUGCAACUAAAUCAUGUGUUAUUGUCUAAUAACUCACUAACAGGAGAGGUACCUGGUUGGAUACUGGACAGCAAGCAGUCCGUUGAUGUAUCUUACAACAACUUUACAUUGUCAUCUCCAUCUGGUUGCCAGCCCUCUAGCGUGAAUUUAAUUUCAAGUCAUUCAUCUUCUGUGAGCAACACAAUUGCAUGGUGCUUGAGGAAGGACCUCCCUUGCUCCAGAAAACCCCAGUAUCAUUCCCUAUUUAUCAAUUGUGGGGGAAGCAAAAUGAAAUUUGAGGGUAAUGAAUAUCUAGAGGACUUAACCACGAGAGGAUCAUCAUACUUUUUUGCUUCUGCAGAAAAAUGGGCUUACAGCAGCACUGGGGUGUUUAUGAACAACGACGAUGCUAAUUAUGUUGCAUCAAAUUCUUUUUCAUUGAAUAUGACUGGUGCAGACUUCUAUAAAACAGCCCGCCUUGCCCCUAGUUCACUCAAAUAUUAUGGCCUUUGCUUGAGGAAGGGUAGUUACAGAGUGCACCUCCAUUUUGCUGAAAUACAGUAUUCUGAUGACAACACAUAUAGCAGCCUUGGGAGGCGCAUUUUUGAUGUAUCAAUCCAAGGGAAUGGUGCAUUGUCAGAUGGUGCAGUAAUUGCUGUAAAACAGCUCUCUGCCAAAUCUAAGCAGGGCAACCGCGAAUUUGUCAAUGAGAUAGGAAUGAUUUCUGCUUUGCAGCACCCGAAUCUUGUGAGGCUUUAUGGCUGUUGUAUUGAAGGAAACCAGUUGUUGCUGAUAUACGAAUACUUGGAAAACAAUUGUCUUGCCCGUGCACUUUUUGGUAAGUGCGUUGGUCUGCUGGCAUCCUUUAUACAUUUUAUCCAUGUGAAAAAUGAUUUAUGGGUUCUCGCUCUAUCUCUUUUGAUCUUCUCUUUUUUAGGUCGCGAAGAACAGCGCCUAAAUCUAGACUGGCCCACAAGAAAGAAGAUAUGCUUAGGAAUAGCAAGGGGCUUGGCAUAUCUUCAUGAGGAAUCGAGGUUGAAAAUUGUACACAGAGACAUAAAGGCUACCAAUGUGCUGCUUGAUAAAUAUCUAAAUGCUAAGAUAUCAGACUUUGGUCUGGCUAAGCUUGAUGAAGAGGAGAAUACUCAUAUCAGCACCCGAAUUGCUGGAACAAUGUGA